UUUAAUUUUGAAGGGAGGUACAACCUUGUGAGAUUCAUUAAAGAAAUUCAAGCUCAAGGCCUCUAUGUAAGCCUUAGGAUGGGUCCCUUUAUUGAGUCCGAAUGGAAAUAUGGAGGCUUCCCAUUUUGGUUGCAUGAUGUUCCAGGAAUUGUUUUUCGGUCUGACAAUGAACCAUUCAAGUUCUACAUGAAAAGAUUUGUGGAAAACAUAGUGAAUUUGAUGAAGUUUGAGAAAUUGUAUUAUCCUCAAGGAGGUCCGAUCAUAGUUUCUCAGAUCGAGAAUGAGUACCAAAUGGUGGAGCCUGCAUUUCAUGAGAGAGGACCUCCUUAUGUUCGCUGGGCAGCAUCUAUGGCUGUGGGUUUACAAACUGGGGUCCCAUGGAUGAUGUGCAAGCAAGAUGAUGCUCCUGAUCCAGUGAUAAAUACCUGCAAUGGAUUGAAAUGUGGAGAGACAUUUGCAGGGCCAAAUUCACCUACAAAGCCAUCACUUUGGACAGAAAAUUGGACCCAAAGAUACCCAGUAUAUGGUAAGGAACCAUCCAUGAGGCGUGCCGAAGAUCUAGCAUUUUCUGUCGCACUGUUCAUUGCAAGAAAGAAUGGAAGCUUCGUGAACUACUACAUG
Elaeis guineensis (African oil palm) is the source of this 621-nucleotide messenger RNA. The record is from RefSeq and is a predicted model, not a curated record. Lineage: Eukaryota; Viridiplantae; Streptophyta; Magnoliopsida; Arecales; Arecaceae.